Molecule: messenger RNA, 735 nt
Organism: Closterium sp. NIES-67
Lineage: Eukaryota; Viridiplantae; Streptophyta; Zygnematophyceae; Desmidiales; Closteriaceae
Source: the annotation of a GenBank genome assembly
CCCGCAAGCUCGUCGCAAAACGCGUCGUACGGGCCGCCUCCUAAUGGCUGGAUGAACCUGUCGCGCGCGUACUCGCUGUUCCUGGCACGAUCCGGACCCAUCUGGCAGCCGACGGCCGCUGAAUUGCGGCGAGGAUUCUAGGGAGGGGGGAGGAUAGGAUGGAGGAGGGGGGUGAGGGGGGUGAGGGGGGAGUGGUGGGAGGAGAGGAUGCUGCUGGUGGGUGAUGGAACAGGGUGCGGUGGCAGUGCGCGAUGGAGUCUAGUUUUGAGGCGCCUCAAAACUGAGGUGGCAGCGCGCGAUGGGAGGAAGGGCAGGUAGUGAAUGGAGUGGAGGAUGGAGGAGCUACCAGCUUGGAAAAUUUGGAGCUGGGACUGCCCUUGUGCCCUGUCCCCUGCUCCUGGAAGAGUGGGGAGAGGAUGGAGGAGACCAUGGGGCAGUGCAGAUGUGGCCAGAGGGAUGCAGCUGCGGAGGAUGCAUGUAGAGGAGGUGCUGGCGGCACAAGAGAAGUCUCUCCGUCCAGCAGCACAUACGGUAGCAGUUAUAGUGGCAGGCUUUAGGCAGGAAGUAUCGUCUUAGUAGAAUAACCACAGCAGAUUUACAAAACUUGCAACACAAAUCUGGAGUUAAAGGAUGCACUUUACAGGUAUCGGUCACCUGUCCCCUGUUGUAGGCACCUUCUCUCCCUGUUGUAGUGUGCUACACAAGCAGUUGAUUUGCAAUCCUGUGCUGAGUUGA